Molecule: messenger RNA, 914 nt
Organism: Drosophila takahashii
Lineage: Eukaryota; Metazoa; Arthropoda; Insecta; Diptera; Drosophilidae
Product: nurim homolog
Cellular component (GO): nuclear membrane
Source: RefSeq, a predicted model, not a curated record
ACCCAAUCUGAAAUUUUGACUGAAUUUUUGUUAUUACCUCGUAAUUAAACUUUUUCCCGACUUAUUUGACAAACAUGGCCUCGUUUGGCAAGUCCAUAGUGCUGCUAGCGUCCCUGGCCACGUUUGCGUACUCCCUGUACGUGGUGGGCCGCCUGAUGAUCUUCCUGUCGACGCCUCGUUCGAUUUCGAGGGCUCACACCUGGAUUUUCAAUUUGCUGGACAACAAGUCCCGCCUUGAGACCGCCUAUGGACCCGUGGUGUUCGACACCCUCUACCUGAUCGGAUUCAUCUUCCAGCACAGCUUCCUCAAGUCAGCCUUGGUCAAGAAACUGCUGGCCAAUUUGGGUUUGUCGGGGGCCGAGCGUACUAUUUAUAGCCUGACGUCAUCGAUUUGUUUACAUUAUUUGAUCCUUAACUGGCUGCCCGCCCAGUCGAUUGUUCUGUGGCAAAUCGACGUGGAGCAGAGUGCUCCUCUUUGGUGGACCUUUGUAAUUACCCAUGGAAUCUGUUGGCUGGUGAUCUUUGGCGGCAGUUUGGUGAUGGAUCUGCCGGAGCUACUGGGCAUCAAGCAGGCCUACUACGAUCUGAAGGCCUAUGGGCCGCCUAUUAACUACAAAUCCGGGGAGCUGCGCAAUCUGUAUGCCCAUGUGAGGCAUCCCUCUUUUGUGGGCCUGUCGGUCAUCCUGUUCGCCACCAAUGUAAUGAGCGUGGAUCGCCUGGUGAUGGCCCUGCUCCUGACCACCUAUAUGUACCUGGCCUGGUCCACGGAUAGCAAGGAUGUGGCCUACCAGAAGGUCCAGCUGCAGCGCAAGAAACUCGAACUGAAGGCUCAGUAAACUUAAUCUCCGUAAUGUUCUCACUAAGAUUUAGCUGUAAGUUGACUCGAGUUUGUAUUAAAAGUGAGUUUUCUAACA